Mesorhabditis belari is the source of this 2262-nucleotide messenger RNA. Lineage: Eukaryota; Metazoa; Nematoda; Chromadorea; Rhabditida; Rhabditidae. The record is from the annotation of a GenBank genome assembly.
AUGUCAAAUCUUUUCCCCAACCUGUACCCAGACCAUAUUCUCCCUCAGAUUUCUUUCAAAUUCCAAACAUCGUCGGGUGCGGCUGCCAUCUCGACGGUGAUUUCCCCAUUGGAAAGCGAGCAACAACAAGCGGCAUUUCACUCACGGUGCACAGCCGCAAUCAUACACGCACUCAGGCGCUGUUUCCCGCGUCGGGACGGUGAGGCGACGAAAGCCGAUCACAGAAAGCACAAGCUACACCAAUCCGGUGCCAAAGGCCUCGUCGUGGUCGAAGUCGCGGCUUCCCCAUCGGGAAGCGCGCCCACCGGCUGCGCGGCACGCAUUUUCGGCUUUGUUGGCGGCGGUUGGCGUUGUUCCCGUCUCGGUCGAGUGAUGGGUUCAGCCGCCUCUUCUUCCUCAUCACCUGAACCUGAUGAGGGAUCAUCGAUCGCUGAAAGGAUAUCGAUUUUCCUCAAUCAGAAACCCCUCCGCAUGACGAAUAUGCUUAAAGUGGCCAGACUGAUCAGCGACUGUAGUUGCGAGGAGAAGUUAGUGAUCUUUGACGCGGGCAUCGUGCACUCGAUUUGUGAUAUGAUUGCACAGUGUGGAGCGGUGGAAACAGGACUGACACAGAGAUCAAUGGACCGACAAGACUCGGGCGAUGGUCGAAAGCGGCGACAAAGGCGAAAUUCGGCGAGUAACUCGCAUCGAGGAGUCGGCUAUGGACACGGGAGCACGAGGAGUCGAUGGGAUAUCGAGAGAACGGUGGAGGAGCGAUUGGCCCGGGAGGAGCACCUGAUUUGGUUACUCUCCGCAUUGACCGCCUACAUCUACACGAUUUCACCCGAUUUCUCGGAGGAUCAAAUUGAAAAGUUCGUCGAACACGAUCACUUGACGCCGCCAGUGGUGAAGUUGAUCGGUGAAUCGGCGGUGAUCCCCCUGCUCGAGUACCACCUCAAGAAUGACAGUGUUUUCGAUGUCUCUGAGCAUAUGGAAAUCUACCAGGCUCUCCUCGAGACGGCUGCCGCGAUGGCCACCGUCCCGUCGCUUGUCCCAUAUCUCGUCAAACCGUAUUCCCCACAAGCGAAAUCCGUGGCCAAACAACUUGUGCCGAAAUUCAAAGAGAUCAUGUCCGCGUAUCCGAAUGUUUUAAAGGGACAAAUGGGAUCCCCGGAUUUCCGCUUGAUCGAUUUCAUUCAUAAGAUUGAGCGAUACGCGGAAGUUGUGUUGAACGCGUCGCGCGAGUACGAGACUCAAUUGCCGCCAGAGGAGCGAAUUCGCACAGCUUCGACGGCUCGUCCACGAACGACACAUAGUGAAGUUUCAUUGAAUCGUCGCUCGUUUGACCUUUCCGAGGAACGAGUCGAUCCAUCAUCCGAUAUUUCUCUUCUUUACGGGAAAGCCCUUAAACACCUCCAAAUGCAAACAUAUCGAUUUAUCGGUGAUUACGGGAAACUCGUCGUCCCGUUCUCAUUUAAAAAAGAGGCCCGAAAUGUGAAUCCAUUCUCGCCGGCGCUAAAAGAGCGAACGAAACGAAUCGCAAAAGAGCUGGCCUCGAUGCCACAAGCGUUGCCAUUGAACGCCUCAAACAGUAUCUAUGUCUGUGUCGAUGAGGGAAGAUGUGAUAUCAUUAAGGUGCUAAUCUCGGGUCCCGACGACACGCCUUAUCAAAACGGGUUAUUCGAAUUCGACGUCUUUUUCCCAACUAGCUACCCUUUCUCUCCACCAAAAUGCGCUUUCCUCACGACCGGCUCCGGGAAUGUGCGCUUCAAUCCGAAUCUCUAUAACGAUGGAAAGAUUUGCCUCUCGAUUCUCGGCACAUGGGAGGGUCGACCGGAAGAGAAAUGGAAUCCCUAUUGCUCACUUUUGCAAGUUCUAAUCUCGAUUCAAGGGUUGAUCUUUGUCAAAGAGCCCUAUUUCAAUGAGCCUGGCUUCGAGAAAUAUCAGGGAACGGAAAAGGGUGAGGAUUACUCCCGAAAGUACAAUCUUCAAAUCGAACACGCUACAUUGACCUACGCGAUACGUGAUCAGAUGCGAAAUGGACCCGAGUAUUUCAAGAACGUGAUCCAGCGACAUUUCUGGUUGAAACGUCACGCGAUCAUCGAACAAGCGAAGCAUUGGUUGGCCGAGAUGCGAAAAGACGCGAUUGAGUCGGAGAGAAAUCCGAAGAGAAAAGAUUCCGUCUCGUUCGACACAAUGUACAACCCGUUCAAUCAGGAACGCGUCAUUCACAGUCUCAUCACCGAACUGCAAACGAUGACCUGUCCCGUUGAUCAAUAUGUU